Penicillium verhagenii is the source of this 774-nucleotide messenger RNA. RefSeq lists its product as uncharacterized. Bases 1 to 774 code for a protein of 257 amino acids. The record is from RefSeq and is a predicted model, not a curated record. The transcript has 3 exons. NCBI's taxonomy places the organism in Eukaryota, Fungi, Ascomycota, Eurotiomycetes, Eurotiales, Aspergillaceae.
AUGGCUGAGGCGGUGGUCGACACCCGCCCUUGGGCCGAUGGUCCUUGGGCCCUGAUAGAAACGCCAUCUUUGAAAUCCAACACCGCCAGCCACGAAGCUAUUCACAUCGCUAAUGAGAUGGCCUUUGCACACAAUGCAAUGAUUCGAGGGUUGAAUACACUGUACCACCAGGCGGACCUAUCUGAGACGCAAGAUAUUGCAGACUACUUGUUCUUCCUCCGCAGCUGGGCUACAUGGAUAAACCACCACCACAUCUCAGAGGAGGAAAAGGUCUUUCCAGAAUUCGAGAAAGUCAUAGGCAAGCCCAACUUUUUACAUGAAAAUAUAGAGGAGCAUCACACCUUUCAACCCAUCCUGCAACAGCUACUCCACUACGCCGACACCAAGCCUGAGGAUUACCAAGCCUCGACUGUACGUGGCUUGAUUGAGCAGAUGGCUCCUAGCUUCCGCGAGCAUCUCGCGAACGAAAUUCCCACUCUACUAAAUUUGGCGUCCUACGAUGGUCCUGCUUUACUUAAAGUGUGGAAAAGGUUUGAAGCCGAGGCAGGUAAACAGGAUAAGUUUGUGGUCCCUCCCAUGGUUCUUGGGCUGCGCGAUGUCACCUUCGAGGGAGGAAAUAAUUGGCCGAAUAUGCCGCCGCUUGCUACCCACAUCGUCCAUUACAUCCUUGCACGCAAACAUGCUGGCGCUUGGAGGUUCUUGCCCAGUGAUGCAUGGGGUAAUCCGCGCCCAUUGAAAUUCGCGACUCAGCGCGCGGACCCUGUGGUUGAAUAG